UGCGCUAUUCUGCACACAAGGACACGGGAAACUUCCAUUAGUUUCUCCUAUCUGCUAAUAUUCAUUUCAGCAGUGGUCGUACCAGACAAGGAAUCAGUGUUGUUCAAAUUUCGAAUGCUUCAACGAAGUUACUCGGGCGAACUGACUUCGUCGUCGAAAUAGCAGAUGGCACAAAUCCUAGCUAACAGAGAGCGCACCGAGGGGCACAAUAAAUGAUUUUUGUUUUGUCUAUUCUGCGUUUUUACUCGCAGAUUCUAAUAACGGAAGAGCGUGACUACGUAGAUGGUUGAACAACUUAUUCAAAGCAUAUUAAUUUAGUCCAAGAUAUCAGCCGUAGAACUAGAACUAACGAUGGAACCUAUGGAAAGGAUCGACAAGGCUACACUCUUGCUGUACCUUAACCUCGGCGGGGAGAUGGUCUAUAUUCUUCAACAGAGACUCAGCGCGCAGAAGGUUGCUCAGGAGAAAAGUGGCAGGGUUCUUCAAGAGAUUAUCGGCUGUUUUCUUUGCCCUAGCACAAUGGGUGAACUUCUAAAGUUGGGGACGCUGACCCUAUCAUCCGCCAAGUUCAUCAAAUGUCUCUUUGAGCGCGUAGUCCACUCUUCUAUAAUGCGGCUGAACCGUGAAUCCAUGGACAAAUUGUACGAUCUAAUGACAAUGGUGUUCAAGUAUCAAUUAUUAAUGGUUCCUUCACCUCGCCAAAGCGUCGCCAUCACUCUUAACCACCUCGACACGGUUGAGACGUACGUUAAGGAAAAUCUCGAGUUAACUGAACGGAUAGCGUUGGUAAAGGAUAGUCUAGUGGAGAUCUUCUUCUCGACAUCGCUCGCCGAAUUUCAAACUGUCCGCUGUCAAGUUUUGACAUUUUUGCAAGAUCUUCAUGUCCGGAUUUCAAUGUUCCUCAAAUCCGGCGUCCAGAAACAAACUGGGGUAUUUUCAAUGCCGCUCUUUGGCUACGUGCCCGAGGGUUUUGAGGUGAACGGUACUAUACGCGAAUUUGGCUUGAAUGAAGCUCUUCUUAAGGAAUCUGCAUUUGUAACCGCAUCGCACUUUAGUGCCCACAAAGUUCCUUAUUGGAGCCGACGAGGAACAGUCCUCGGCACCAACAUGUACACCACAGCAUAUCAGCCCAAAUCGCCACCGCCCGAACUGGCUAUACCUAGUGGUGGAAAAGGUAAAAAAGGUAACCCAUCGAACGAGUUAAGCCUGUUGAUGCAACUUGUCAACCCAACGCUGUCGAAAGGAUCUAAAGGUCAAGACUGUGUGGCGCUUAAUCUCCUGGGAGAUCUGGCCUCGCCCUCAGACCUCCAAGGAGAAGUGCUUAGUCCUUCUACCAGCCAACAGGAAGAAACACUUAAGAUUAUCGACCUAACCUUAGAGGGACGACGGACAUCGAGCGGAGUUCCUGAGAAGGCUCUAGAAGAAAUCGAGUGCAAGGCGUUUACCCCACUUGAAGACACCCUCCUAGACAUGAUCGAUGCCAUCGACGCCCAAAGUUAAACAACGCUUUUGUAUCUCAUUAACAUUUUGCGCUAACGAUUUCGCAAAAUCGAAUCGUUGAUUGCUUAUUUUAUCUAGUUCAAACAAGUUUUCUUCUUGUAGCAGCUAGCCUCCUCUAAGUGUUGAACUUGACUGACAUACAGAUUUUUAUUCUAAUAUCGAACAGUAGCUUUAGCGUUCUGCCAAAUGCAACAUGAAAAACUUUCUACUCGUGUCAUCAAUCAAACGUGGCACCGACAGUUUUUUUAGACUCAUUCUUUUUCGUCUCAACCAACUAUGUUUCUUUAAUUUUUCGUAUACUAUACGUGAUUGGCUAGGCCUGAACUAUUGACCUCAGUCAGAGCUCUGAAUGUCCAUAAGAUAGGGUAGUUUCACGAUAAUAACAGUCACGUGUGACGGACUCAAACCAUACAUCUAUACGUUGCCGUCGUUCAAACUAUACAUAUAUAAUGUUACACUGAUAAUUAAGCAUGGCAGCAUUAUGAACUGCAGUCUUGGGUUAAGUGCUCGUUACUUGAGCAUAUACCGGUUCUUAUUCAUUCCGCUAAAACAGCGGUGAGUCACAUAGUAAGUUUUUCAAAGCCUUCAUAUAUCUGAGGUUUGAGCGGUUGACAACGGCUGCCUACAUAAAGGCAACGAACCAAGAUUUCGAAUCAGAUCUUGCGAAUAGUAUAGUCUCGAUAUGUAUACGAAGCGAUGCAUGUAAAACUAGAAAUUUCAUUGUGGAUUAAUCAGUACAGUAUAUAUGCACACGAACGUAUCCAUACGCGAAUAUAAUAUAUGGUAAAUUGUGAAAAUUAUACAGCCUCUGUUUAAACAGUACCACUUAGGUAAUAGUUAUUAAGAAUGUAUUACAUAGAAACACACGUGCGUAAAAGACCCAAAGGAAAGAUGAACAAAUUCGACAUAUAAUAUAAAACGCAAAAUAAUGGGUUAUUUUUUUUUGUAAAGAAGCAUAAAAUGGCCUUAUGAACUGUGCACUGUUUAACUAAUGUAUAUCUUAUGCGAAAUCAUAAGUUAACCGCUUAUCUGACGACGAUAAAAAUCAACAUUUUAUUGUGCCAUAUCGCAAUGUGGGACCCACGGGAGAAUUUUGAAUUUUGGCGGUUUUGAAGAUAGGGAAAGAUUUUCUCCCUAACAUAAAACUACACAUUGAAACCAGGCUGAAGUCAGUGUUUCAGUAACGUACCGCUCUUAUUUAUGAUUCACAAUGGCAAUGCGCAAAAAUGGUAACGCAUAGCAGGAAUUAUUAUUUAAUCAGUUAUUGAUUUUGUUCGAGGCUCGUGCUGGCGGACGCAGCAACAAAAUGGCGAACCAUCAUUGAUAAAGUGAAAUAAAUCGCUUUCGAAUUUGUUGAACUCCAAUCGUAUCGUUGUAAGCAUAUUUCAGAUAUCAGCAGAAUAGAGAGGGAUUAGAAUACGAUCGACUUCAAAAGAGUUUUUCUUUUUUCUACGAAGCGAUGAGCACAGUACAAGACCACAAUGGAGAUGCGUAGAAACAUACGUAACGUUACAACAAUCAUCUAGAGGGAGAGCGCACACCAUAUCACACAACGUUCUCACCAUUUAGCUCUGAUCCUUUUCUGAUGAAGGACGUCACUCUUCGGUACUUCAUGUAAGGCUGAAAGUCAAGUCGAAUAGGCCGCUGAGAAAAAAAGGUACUGAAGUAGC
Varroa destructor (honeybee mite) is the source of this 3170-nucleotide messenger RNA. RefSeq names its product Organic solute carrier partner 1 (gene OSCP1). The record is from RefSeq and is a predicted model, not a curated record. Gene Ontology annotation, biological process: transport. Lineage: Eukaryota; Metazoa; Arthropoda; Arachnida; Mesostigmata; Varroidae. Gene Ontology annotation, cellular component: plasma membrane; cytoplasm.